This is a messenger RNA of Mus caroli (Ryukyu mouse), 1622 nucleotides long. RefSeq names its product atypical chemokine receptor 4 (gene Ackr4). Gene Ontology annotation, cellular component: membrane; external side of plasma membrane. NCBI's taxonomy places the organism in Eukaryota, Metazoa, Chordata, Mammalia, Rodentia, Muridae. The record is from RefSeq and is a predicted model, not a curated record. Gene Ontology annotation, biological process: cell chemotaxis; calcium-mediated signaling; G protein-coupled receptor signaling pathway. Gene Ontology annotation, molecular function: C-C chemokine binding; scavenger receptor activity; C-C chemokine receptor activity.
CCUGCAGUUUGGGAGCCAGACUGGAACUCCUUCCAUCUGCAUCCCAGGACAUUCAGGAAUUUGGAUGGACUCCACAGGAAGGCUUUACAGAGCACUUAAUCAAGGGCUCCGGAGGCUACGUUUCAGGAAAGCUCUCUUGGAUCCAAGAUAAAGGCGGGGUGUAAAAUAGAAAACAAGAGUUGCCUGACUCAGAGAGGUCCUCUGAUUUCCUCUGCGCUCCAGACGGCACCUCUCCCAGCUUAAACAGCCCGGUACCAUGGCUCUGGAGCAGAACCAGUCAGUGGAGUACUAUUAUGAGGAGAAUGAGAUGAACUACACUCACGACUACAGCCAGUACGAAGUGAUCUGCAUAAAAGAAGAGGUCAGGCAGUUCGCAAAAGUCUUCCUGCCUGCUUUCUUCACGGUAGCCUUUGUCACCGGGCUCGCAGGGAACUCCGUAGUUGUGGCGAUUUACGCCUAUUACAAGAAACAGAGGACCAAGACCGAUGUGUACAUUCUGAACCUGGCUGUAGCGGACUUGUUACUUCUGAUCACGCUGCCUUUCUGGGCAGUUAAUGCAGUUCACGGAUGGAUUCUAGGCAAAAUGAUGUGCAAAGUAACGUCAGCCCUGUACACGGUAAACUUUGUCUCUGGGAUGCAGUUCCUGGCUUGUAUCAGCAUUGACAGAUAUUGGGCAAUCACCAAGGCCCCCAGCCAAUCAGGAGCGGGGAGACCCUGUUGGAUCAUCUGUUGCUGUGUGUGGAUGGCCGCCAUCUUGCUGAGCAUACCCCAGCUGGUUUUUUACACAGUGAAUCAGAAUGCUAGGUGCACUCCCAUCUUUCCCCACCACCUAGGAACAUCCCUUAAAGCAUCCAUUCAGAUGCUGGAAAUCGGCAUCGGCUUUGUGGUCCCGUUUCUCAUCAUGGGAGUGUGCUAUGCCAGUACCGCCAGGGCGCUCAUCAAGAUGCCCAACAUUAAAAAGUCUCGCCCCCUCAGGGUUCUGCUCGCGGUGGUGGUGGUUUUCAUUGUCACCCAGCUGCCCUAUAACAUUGUUAAGUUCUGCCAAGCCAUAGAUGCCAUCUACCUGCUGAUUACCAGCUGCGAUAUGAGCAAGCGCAUGGAUGUCGCCAUCCAAGUCACAGAGAGCAUGGCGCUCUUCCACAGCUGCCUCAACCCCAUCCUGUAUGUCUUCAUGGGGGCCUCCUUCAAAAACUAUAUCAUGAAAGUGGCCAAGAAAUAUGGAUCCUGGAGAAGACAGAGACAGAACGUGGAGGAAAUUCCUUUUGAUUCUGAGGGUCCUACAGAGCCAACCAGUUCUUUUACCAUUUAAAUAUAAAACUGCUCUCUGCCUCUGCUUUUUGCUUGGAGACACACACACACACACACACACACACACAAGAGUGAUGUUUCCUCCUCAAAUAAAAUAUUUGUGCUACACCGAGAUCCAACCAUCAAACACCAAAUAUUGUUGUUGCAAUUUAUAACAAAGAAGGAGUAAGGGGUGGGGCGGGGUAAGGAAGACAGACGCCAGAGAGUAAACAAGUGGGCAAAGUGUGGAAACUAAAUCUAAUGACAGGAAAACAGCUUGGCAGGAGGGAGAAACAACGCAUUGUGCCACAAAGAGGAAGUCUGUGUGUGUGUGU